UUCCGCUAGCAGAAUUGGCCAUGACUGUCUCCUAGGUCAUCCUGAAGAGAUAAAGGGAAGAUGGGCUGAGGAAGCUCUGGCAUCCAGGCGUCUCCCAGCGAUGAAGCCGUGUCCCACACAGUUAGUUGUCAGUGCGGUGGUGACGGCCACACCUGGCAGUGGCUACAGUGCGUCUGCUGUGAGCAGGGGCUGUGGCUCACCCUCUCGGAGCUGCUCCGUGCAGCCAGGGCGGGCAGGAGAGGGAGCCCGGGCGCUCUUGGUGGCGGAGGCUGGGGAUCGCAGGGUCGGUGCUGCAUUCAGAAAAGCCUCAGCCGCAGCCGGCGAUGUGUGAAGUUGGCAGCACGCACCCAGCACGGCUGCUCCUCACCCUCAAUUGUUGAUGAGCCUGGGCGCUCCUCAAUACACGGGAGAGAUCCCAUUUUGCUUUCUUGGAGAAAGAGAUGAGAUGAGCUGCGGAAGGUAUUUGGCCGUGAGAAGAGUGAAAGGCAGUUUCUCGCUAGCAGCUAAGUUGUAGAAUUGCGUCGGGGAGCGCGAUAGAAUUGACAAGAAAAGAACAGACACCGUUGCAGAGCCAGGCACGCCUGAUUGCACGAGUCGGAUCCCCGGGACGCAGCUUCCACUCCUGCUCUAACUGUUUGUGACUGAAUAAAGGAAACGAGACCAGAAACACAACUGCAAGUGGUGUGCCUAAAAGGAAAACACAUACACCCCGAAAGGAGGGGAGGAACAACCCAGCUGGCGUGGACGUUUUUUUUUUUUUUUUUUAAAGGAGAAUCCCUCAGAUGCUACAUGGAGUUAUGUGGAAAUGAGAGAGAUUCAUGAAACUCCUCCUCCAGGAAAGAAUGUCUUUCAUAGAUGGAGCUUUGCUUCUGGUUGGCACAGGAUAGCGACAAUGUGGGGGAGCCAUGCCUGCCCUUCCUGCUCUUUCCAAUGAUGCACAGAAUAUCUGAACAGUGAUGCUUGCCUUGGAUUUUCAGAUUUUCAUCCUGCUACCUUCUUUACUAAUUUGGGGCAGAAAAGCUUGCACAAUUGCUCUCCAUGGUGGCUAAUUUUUUCAAGAGCUUGAUAUUACCUUACAUUCAUAAGCUGUGCAAAGGAAUGUUUACAAAGAAAUUGGGAAAUACAAACAAAAAAAAAGAGAAUCGUCAGCCGAAAAAGGAUCAAGACUUUCCUACUGCUGGCCAGAGCAAAUCCCCCAAGUUUUCUUACACCUUUAAAAGCACUGUAAAGAAGAUUGCAAAGUGUUCGUCCACUCACAACUUAUCCACUGAGGAAGACGAGGCUAGUAAAGAGUUUUCCCUCUCACCAACAUUCAGUUACCGAGUAGCUAUUGCCAAUGGUCUACAGAAGAAUACUAAAGUAAUCGCCAGUGAUAAUGAGGAUCUGCUUCAAGAGCUGUCUUCAAUUGAGAGUUCCUACUCAGAAUCAUUAAAUGAACUAAGGAGUAGCACAGAAAACCAGGCACAACCAAUACACACAAUGCCAGUUAGACGCAACAGAAAGAGCUCAAGCAGCCUUGCACCCUCUGAGGGUAGCUCCGAUGGGGAGCGUACUCUGCAUAGCUUAAAACUGGGAGCUUUACGAAAACUGAGAAAAUGGAAAAAGAGUCAAGAAUGUGUCUCCUCAGACUCAGAGUUAAGCACCAUGAAAAAAUCCUGGGGAAUAAGAAGCAAGUCUUUGGACAGAACUGCUCGAAACCCAAAGACAAAUUCCCUGGAUCCAGGUUUCAGUUCCUCUGGCUGCAUUAGCCAAACACAUGAUGUCAUGGAAAUGAUCUUUAAGGAACUUCAGGGAAUAAGUCAGAUAGAAACAGAACUUUGUGAACUACGAGGGCACGUCAAUGCUCUCAAACAUUCCAUCGAUGAAAUCUCCAGCAGCGUGGAGGUUGUACAAAGUGAAAUUGAGCAACUACGUACAGGGUUUGUCCAGUCUCGAAGGGAAACCAGAGACAUCCAUGAUUAUAUUAAACACUUAGGUCAUAUGGGUAGCAAGGCAAGCUUGAGAUUUUUAAAUGUGCCUGAGGAGAGAUUUGAGUAUGUUGAAAGUGUGGUGUACCAAAUUCUAAUAGAUAAAAUGGGUUUUUCAGAUGCACCAAAUGCUAUUAAAAUUGAAUUUGCUCAGAGGAUAGGGCACCAGAGAGACUGCCCAAAUGCAAAGCCUCGACCCAUACUUGUGUACUUUGAAACCCCUCAGCAAAGGGAUUCUGUCUUAAAAAAAUCAUAUAAACUCAAAGGAACAGGCAUUGGAAUCUCAACAGAUAUUCUAACUCAUGACAUCAGAGAAAGAAAAGAGAAAGGGAUACCAUCCUCUCAGACAUAUGAGAGCAUGGAUAUAAAGUUGUCUACUCCAGAGUUAAAAAUCAAAAAGAACAAUUGGCAGUCACCUGAUGACAGUGAUGAAGAUCUUGAAUCUGACCUCAAUAGAAACAGUUACGCUGUGCUUUCCAAGUCAGAGCUUCCAACAAAAGGAAGUACUUCCAAGCCAAGCGCAAAAUCACACAGUGCUAGAUCCAAGAAUAAAGCUGCUAAUGGCAGCAGAAUUUCAAAUAAAUCAGAUUAUGAUAAGAUCUCCUCACAGUUGCCAGAAUCAGAUAUCUUGGAAAAGCAAACCACAACCCAUUAUGCAGAUGCAACACCUCUCUGGCACUCACAGAGUGAUUUUUUCACUGCUAAACUUAGUCGUUCUGAAUCAGAUUUUUCUAAACUGUGUCAGUCUUACUCAGAGGAUUUCUCAGAAAAUCAGCUUUUCACCAGAACUAAUGGAAGCUCUCUCCUGUCAUCUUCGGACCGGGAGCUAUGGCAGAGGAAACAGGAAGGAACAGCUACCCUGUAUGACAGUCCCAAGGACCAGCGUUUGAAUGGAAGUAUUCAGGGUAUCCAAGGGCAGACUGAAAUUGAAAACACAGAAACUGUGGAUAGUGGAAUGACUAAUAGCAUGGUGUGUGCAUCUGGAGACCAAAGUCGUUACAGUGAUUCCCAGCUCUCUUUACAUGAGGAUCUUUCUCCAUGGAAGGAAUGGAAUCAAGUAGAGCAAGGAGCUGAUUUAGGCUUGGAUUCAUCUACACAGGAAGGUUUUGAUUAUGAAACAAACAGUUUUUCUGACCAACAGCUUGGUGUUUACCAUAAAGACCUGGAAGACUUGGGAAAGUGCCGCAGUGACCUUCAAGAUGACUCAGAGAGCUACGACUUAACUCAAGAUGACAACUCUUCUCCAUGCCCUGGCUUGGAUAAUGAACCACAAGGCCAGUGGCUUGGCCAAUAUGACUCUUAUCAGGAAGCUAAUUCUAAUGAGCUAUACCAAAAUCAAAACCAGUUGUCCAUGAUCUAUCGAAGUCAAAGUGAACUGCAAAGUGAUGAUUCAGAGGAUGCCCCACCCAAAUCAUGGCAUAGUCGAUUAAGCAUUGACCUUUCCGAUAAGACUUUCAGCUUCCCAAAAUUUGGAUCUACUCUGCAGAGGGCUAGGUCUGCCUUGGAAGUCGUAUGGAACAAAAGCACACAGAGUCUGAGUGGGUAUGAGGACAGUGGCUCUUCAUUAAUGGGGAGAUUUCGGACAUUAUCUCAAUCAACUGCAAAUGAGUCAAGUACCACACUUGAUUCUGAUGUCUACACGGAACCCUAUUACUAUAAAGCAGAGGAUGAGGAGGAUUAUAGUGAACCAGUGGCUGAAAAUGAAACAGAUUAUGUUGAAGUGAUGGAACAAGUCCUUGCUAAACUAGAAAACAGGACUAGUAUUAUUGAAACAGAUGAACAAAUGCAAGAAUAUGAUCACCUUUCAUAUGAAACACCUUAUGAAACUCCACAAGAUGAGGGUUAUGAUGGUCUGGCAGAUGAUGUGGUUAGUGAAGAGGGAUUAGAACCCUUAAAUGAAACAUCAGCUGAGAUGGAAAUAGGAGAAGAUGAAAAUCAGAACAUUCCUGAACAGCCUGUGGAGAUCACAAAGCCAAAGAGAAUUCGUCCUUCUUUCAAAGAAGCAGCUUUAAGGGCCUAUAAAAAGCAAAUGGCGGAGUUGGAAGAGAAGAUCUUGGCUGGAGAUAACAGUUCUAUGGAUGAAAAGGCUCGAAUAGUAAGUGGCAGUGAUGUGGAUGCUUACAAAUUCUCUGCACUCCAGGUGUGUGGUGGGGCUGGAGGUGGACUUUAUGGUAUUGACAGCAUGCCAGAUCUCCGCAGGAAAAAAACUUUGCCUAUUGUCCGAGAUGUGGCCAUGACCCUGGCUGCCCGUAAAUCUGGACUCUCCCUGGCUAUGGUGAUUAGGACAUCACUAAAUAAUGAGGAACUGAAAAUGCAUGUCUUCAAGAAGACCUUGCAAGCUUUGAUCUACCCUAUGUCUUCCACCACCCCACACAAUUUUGAGGUCUGGACAGCUACCACGCCCACGUACUGUUAUGAGUGUGAAGGGCUCCUGUGGGGCAUUGCAAGGCAAGGCAUGAAGUGUCUGGAGUGUGGAGUGAAGUGCCACGAAAAGUGUCAGGACCUCCUGAACGCUGACUGCUUGCAGAGAGCAGCAGAAAAGAGUUCUAAACAUGGUGCCGAGGACAAGACUCAGACCAUUAUUACAGCAAUGAAAGAAAGAAUGAAGAUCAGGGAGAAAAACCGGCCAGAGGUAUUCGAAGUAAUCCAGGAAAUGUUUCAGAUUUCUAAAGAAGAUUUUGUGCAGUAUACAAAGGCGGCCAAACAGAGUGUACUGGAUGGGACAUCUAAGUGGUCUGCAAAAAUAACCAUUACAGUGGUUUCUGCACGGGGUCUACAGGCAAAAGACAAAACAGGGUCUAGUGAUCCAUAUGUUACAGUUCAAGUGGGAAAGAACAAAAGAAGAACAAAAACCAUUUUUGGAAACUUGAAUCCAGUAUGGGAUGAGAAGUUUUAUUUUGAGUGUCAUAACUCCACAGAUCGAAUCAAAGUCAGAGUAUGGGAUGAAGAUGAUGAUAUUAAAUCCAGAGUCAAGCAACAUUUCAAAAAGGAGUCAGAUGAUUUUCUGGGACAAACGAUUGUAGAAGUGAGGACCUUGAGUGGAGAAAUGGAUGUCUGGUACAACUUAGAGAAAAGGACAGAUAAGUCAGCUGUAUCUGGAGCCAUACGAUUGAAAAUCAAUGUGGAGAUAAAAGGAGAAGAGAAGGUUGCCCCAUAUCAUAUUCAAUAUACAUGUUUACAUGAGAAUCUGUUCCAUUACUUGACUGAAGUGAAAGCUAAUGGUGGAGUGAAAAUCCCGGAUGUCAAAGGGGAUGAAGCCUGGAAGGUUUUUUUUGAUGAUGCUUCCCAAGAAAUAGUCGACGAAUUUGCUAUGCGUUAUGGAAUUGAAUCCAUUUAUCAAGCUAUGACGCACUUUUCAUGUCUGUCUUCAAAAUACAUGUGCCCUGGUGUCCCUGCCGUCAUGAGCACCUUGCUGGCUAAUAUAAAUGCUUUCUAUGCUCACACAACAGUUUCAACAAAUGUACAGGUUUCUGCUUCAGAUCGAUUUGCUGCAACCAACUUUGGUAGGGAAAAAUUCAUAAAACUACUGGACCAGUUGCAUAACUCUUUGAGGAUUGAUCUGUCAAAGUAUAGGGAAAACUUUCCUGCAAGCAAUACUGAAAGACUGCAAGACCUGAAAUCAACUGUUGACCUGUUAACAAGCAUCACCUUUUUUAGGAUGAAGGUCCUGGAGCUGCAAAGCCCCCCAAAAGCUAGCAUGGUGGUGAAGGAUUGUGUAAGGGCUUGCCUGGAUUCUACAUACAAGUACAUUUUUGACAAUUGCCAUGAACUCUACUCUCAGCUAACAGACCCGAGUAAGAAACAGGACAUUCCUCGUGAAGAUCAGGGACCAACUACAAAGAAUUUGGAUUUUUGGCCCCAACUUAUUACACUGAUGGUCACUAUUAUUGAUGAGGAUAAAACUGCCUACACUCCUGUCCUGAAUCAGUUUCCUCAAGAACUGAACAUGGGAAAAAUAAGUGCCGAAAUUAUGUGGACUCUUUUUGCUCUGGACAUGAAAUAUGCAUUAGAAGAACAUGAAAAGCAGCGGUUAUGCAAGAGCACCGAUUAUAUGAAUUUGCAUUUCAAAGUGAAAUGGUUUUAUAAUGAAUAUGUACGUGAACUUCCUGCCUUCAAGGAUGCUGUUCCUGAAUACUCCUUGUGGUUUGAGCCUUUUGUCAUGCAGUGGCUAGACGAAAAUGAAGAUGUGUCAAUGGAAUUCCUUCAUGGAGCACUGGGAAGAGACAAAAAAGAUGGAUUCCAGCAGACAUCCGAUCAUGCUCUCUUUUCUUGCUCAGUGGUUGAUGUCUUUGCUCAGCUAAAUCAGAGCUUUGAGAUUAUUAAGAAACUGGAAUGCCCUAAUCCUGAAGCAUUAUCUCACUUAAUGAGAAGAUUUGCAAAGACUAUCAACAAAGUGCUGCUCCAGUAUGCUGCAAUUGUAUCAAGUGAUUUCCGUUCAUAUUGUGAUAAAGAAAAUGUGCCCUGUAUCUUGAUGAACAAUAUUCAACAAUUGCGGGUCCAGCUGGAGAAAAUGUUUGAAUCCAUGGGAGGGAAAGAGAAGAAGGAAGGAGAAAGAUUCUUUUAUGAGCUAGAUUCUGAAGCUAGUACUAUUCUGAAAGAACUUCAAGUUAAGCUCAGUGGGGUCCUGGAUGAGCUUAGCGUCACUUAUGGUGAAAGUUUCCAGGUUAUAAUUGAAGAGUGUAUAAAACAGAUGAGUUUUGAACUAAAUCAAAUGAGAGCAAAUGGAAACACCACAUCUAAUAAGAACAGUGCAGCAAUGGAUGCAGAGAUUGUGUUAAGACCGCUCAUGGAUUUUUUGGACAAAACAUUAAGUCUCUCAGCAAAAAUCUGUGAGAAAACAGUCCUGAAGCGAGUUUUGAAAGAGUUAUGGAAGCUAGUUCUCAACAAAAUAGAAAAACAAAUCGUUCUUCCUACUCUGACAGAUCAAACAGGACCCCAGAUGAUUUUCAUUGCAGCUAAAGAUCUUGGACAAUUAUCCAAACUGAAGGAGCACAUGAUUCGAGAGGAUGCCAAAGGUCUGACACCAAGACAAUGCGCUAUAAUGGAGGUAGUCCUGGCUACCAUCAAGCAAUAUUUUCAUGCAGGAGGAAAUGGCCUGAAAAAGAAUUUCUUGGAGAAAAGCCCAGACCUUCAGUCUCUGAAAUAUGCUCUCAGUCUUUAUACCCAAACUACUGAUGCCUUGAUAAAGAAAUUCAUAGAUACUCAAACCUCACAGAGUCAUUCCUCCAAAGAUGCAGUGGGUCAGAUAUCUGUUCACGUAGACAUCACUGCCACCCCAGGAACCGGCGAUCAUAAAGUCACUGUAAAAGUGAUUGCUAUUAAUGACCUAAACUGGCAAACCACAGCAAUGUUCCGCCCUUUCGUGGAAGUUUGUAUACUGGGACCCAACCUUGCAGACAAGAAGAGAAAACAAGGAACAAAAACAAAAAGCAACACGUGGUCACCAAAGUACAAUGAGACAUUUCAGUUCAUUCUGGGAAAGGACAAUCGACCAGGGGCUUAUGAACUUCAUGUCUCAGUUAAGGAUUACUGCUUUGCCAGAGAAGAUCGAAUUAUUGGAAUGACAGUGAUUCAGCUACAGAACAUAGCAGAAAAGGGAAGCUAUGGGGCAUGGUAUCCUCUUCUGAAAAAUAUCUCUGUGGAUGAAACUGGUUUGACCAUCCUUAGAAUACUCUCUCAGAGGACCAGUGAUGAUGUGGCUAAAGAAUUUGUAAGACUUAAAUCUGAAACAAGAUCUCCUGAAGAGAGUUCUUGAAACAAACACUGCAAGCUAAAUUCGUAACUAUAAUUGUUUGACUACUGCAUGCAUGUGCAAAUACAGGGGAAUGUUUAUUUCAGUACAUUUCAAUGUUUGCCAGUACUCAUGUACAACGUCUACAAGGUAUGUGAAAAACCUGCUGAACUUUUAUACUAAUUCUGGUCUUUGGAAAAUAAAUGUUCCAUGAAGUGCCAAAAUUAUGAUGUGAAGUGAAAUAUCAAGAACACCUUAUAAAAUUUAUUUUGUUUCCUUACCAAUUUCACAUUCAUUAGUUUUAAAAACUAGUCUUCUCAGUUUGCCCAUCAUUUGUCUUUGUUAAAUUGGUUUAUAUUGCCCAAGGUAUUGACCAUAGAUCAGAAAACAUUUAUUACUCAAUUUCCAUUUCAUUUACUUACCUCAUUAUAGAUGUCUUACAAAUACCCUUUUCUACCAUAACUAGAAAUGCAGUCACUUCUAGAAAGCAUUUGUAAUUUUAUAGUUGCAGAUAUAUUGUGAUUUUUGCAUACAAAUUAAAAUAGAAAAGGUGGGAAAUAUUUUCUGCUGACCAGUUUCCAACCUUUCUGAAAUAUCACUGUGAAGAAAUGCUAUUAAAGCAAACUUACACAAAGCAAUGCUAGAGUUUGUUAACAAUGUUUGAUAUAUAUUGACAAAACUUUGUUCUUUAAAACUGCCAAGGUCACAUCACAUUUGUAAAAAUGCAAAGUUGAUGCAUUUAUCAUAUAGUGUUAUGUCUUGCCUAUACCAUAUUUCAUUCUUUAAAAAGUCAUUGGGUUAACAGUUUAGAAAUGGGACGGAAAGUUUACUUACUAAAAUACCUGUAAGUAACUAUAUUGUUGUUAUCUUCCCUCUGACAGUUAUGACUAUUUCCUUAACUCUAUAAUCAGUUCGAUGCUUUCUUUUAAAAAAAAUACUCAAUGAUUAUUACUGAAUGCAGUAUUAUUAUGUAUUGUACUGAUGCCAGAAGUCAUGUUUUCAUCCAUUUAGUGAAAAAAUAGUAAAAUUAAGUUGGAAGAAAUUGCUUACAAUUUUGUAAUUUGUACUUAUAAGCCCUAAAUGCAUCAGAUGCAGUAGAACAAUGUAAUACAGCUUGGUACCUAAAAAUACACCUAAGUUGGUUUUUCACUAUAAAACAGUUUAUGAAUAUUUGCAUUUUCUGUAUUUUUAUGAUUUAACUUUUUAGAGUCUAUGCCAAACUAUAUGGCUGUAAAAAACAGUACUUUGUAAUUAUAACUUAUGGUCAUAACUGUUAGUGGACUACUUACAGAAGCAGAAACAAGAACCUGUUAUAUUAACUGUGCUUCAUGAACAAGCUGAUCUAAUAUGUUAAGAACAGCAGAUAUUAGUAUCAUGACUGUCAGAACCAUUCUGCUACUGACUGACUGUGAAAUCACACACCAGUGAGGUUGGCUAAUUCAUGUUAAACUGUUCGGCCAUUGCUUUGUUAAUGACUUCUCUAAAUACAUAGCGUGAUGCGAUCCUCUGGCAUAUGCUUUAAUAAAUGGAUGCAUACUCAGCACAUGCA
Sapajus apella (tufted capuchin) is the source of this 9247-nucleotide messenger RNA. It is a transcript of the gene UNC13C, whose product is annotated as unc-13 homolog C. The record is from RefSeq and is a predicted model, not a curated record. Gene Ontology annotation, biological process: synaptic transmission, glutamatergic; synaptic vesicle priming; dense core granule priming. NCBI's taxonomy places the organism in Eukaryota, Metazoa, Chordata, Mammalia, Primates, Cebidae. Gene Ontology annotation, molecular function: diacylglycerol binding; syntaxin-1 binding; calmodulin binding. Gene Ontology annotation, cellular component: synaptic vesicle membrane; presynaptic active zone cytoplasmic component; terminal bouton. Bases 1039 to 7722 code for a protein of 2227 amino acids. The transcript is spliced from 34 exons.